AUGUUAGUAUUAUUAAUUAUUCUUUUAUUUUCUCCUUUCGUUUUUGUCGUACCAGAAUCAUUACCAUAUGCAGAAUGGGCACAUUAUCAUAUGGUUUGGUUACACGAUUCUCAUACAAAUCAAAUAGAUAUACAAAAUAUGUUCAAUGAUUAUAUUAAUCAUAAUAUUCGAUUUGGUAUUGUUAAUAUAGAUGCUAAUUGGGCAACAAAUUUUAACACAUUUGUAUUUGAUUCAACAAAAUUUCCAACAAUACGAAAUUUGCUUGAUAAAUUUCGUGAAAAAAAUAUUCAUAUUGUCUUAUGGAUGACAUCAAUGAUUAAUAUUGAUUCACCUAAUUAUCAAUAUGCACAAGAACAUGGUUAUUUAUUUAAUAAAACAAUUAAAUGGUGGCUUGGACAAGGACGCUUAUUAAAUUAUUUUAAUGCAGAAGCUGUUAAUUGGUGGCAUAGUCAAAUUGAACAACUCAUAGAUACAGUUGGACCUAUUCAUGCAUUUAAAGCUGAUGGUACUGAUCCAUAUAUAAUUGAAGUACUUGAUCCUCGCGUAACAUGGGAACGUUAUCGUACAGCUUAUUAUAAUGAUACAUUUCAAAUUUUACGUCGGUUAAUUGGUCCAGAUGCUUUAAUUAUGUCGCGUCCAGUUGAUAGUGAUCUCGAUUAUAGUCCACGUGAUAUUGUUUUUAUUGGUUGGGUCGGUGAUGAAGAUGGUACAUAUAAUGGAUUAAAAACAGCUCUUCGUUAUAUGCUUGAAAGUGGUCGCCGUGGUUAUGUUGGUUUUGGUUCGGAUAUUGGUGGUUAUCGAACUGAUCCUAAAGCUGGUAUAUUAGGUCGUACAAAAGAAUUAUUUCUUCGUUGGACAGCUAUAGGUGCAUUAAGUUCAUUUAUGGAAAACGGUGGUGGUGGUGAACAUUUGCCAUGGAAUUUUGAUAAUGAAACAACUGAUAUUUAUCGAUCAUGGGUUAAUUUACAUUACAAACUUGUACCUUAUCUUUAUAGUGAAGGUACAAAGGUAGCACUUGGACGAAAUGGUACAUUAAUGCAACCAUGUGAUGAUAUUGAAGCAUUAUUUAGUCAUUCAUAUUUUCUUGGCUCAAAUAUAUAUGUUGUACCAGUUUUACAAGAUCCAACACCUGGUCAAACACAACGUUUAUGGUUACCAAAAAGUACAACAAAUCAAUGGAUUAAUUAUUUUAAUACAUCAAUUAUACAUAAAUCCCAUACAUUUAUUAAAGAAGAUACAAGUAGUCUUUAUCGUAUACCAAUUUAUAUUGAACAAAAUUCUUUAAUUCCAAUGUAUGAUAUUGAAAAAAGUUAUUCUCUUAAUGCAUUCAAAUUUGUUUUAUGGGGUAAAAUUAUAUCAGAUAAACAACAAGCAACAUUAUUUACACGUGAUGGUCAACAAUGGUUAUUAGAAUUUAAUCGUUUUCAACAAAAAUUAACUGUACAUUUCAUUCAACAAUAUGAUUCAAAUGAAAAAUAUGAAUGGAUAUGGAAAUUUUGUCAAUAUGUUAAUGAACAAGAAAUUUGUUCACAUAAAUGGUUAUCACUUUAUGAUAAGGCAUCUGUUCAACUUGAAUUUUUGGUUUAA
Rotaria sordida is the source of this 1587-nucleotide messenger RNA. The record is from the annotation of a GenBank genome assembly. NCBI's taxonomy places the organism in Eukaryota, Metazoa, Rotifera, Eurotatoria, Philodinida, Philodinidae.